CCGUCUGCAGGGAAGGUGGCGGGACAAGAAUGAACGGAUUCGAGCCAAGCACGAGAACGAGAUCAAAGAAAUCGGCACAGAAAGACGGGAAAUCGAGCGAAGAAAGAACUUGAGCAAGGACGGCUACCCGACUUAUGGUCAGCAUUCUCUUUCGUGAAGAACACACCAGGGGUCUGUCUUCGAGGGUAUGUAGCCCAGCCCAAGGAUCCCUCGCACUUCCUGCUCCCGCGGCCAAUUUUGCAUGCUGCUCUGAGUGCAAGAAAUUGGAUUGUUCGUCCCCGACCGCAGCUUGGCCAUCUGCACAUUUUUUUGGUACCUGUGUGCGUGCAUUUUUGAGAGGUUUGGUGUAAGGAGAAUGGCCUGCUGCUAGUAUGCGGACGUCGUCGUGAGUGGCGUUCCACAAGUGGAUUCCAACAUCCGGGAGGACAGUGAAGUGCACAGAUAAUUGAGAAGCUGCUGUAGUUCUCACCUUUUUUUCGUGUAGAAGCUGAUGAAGUCGAGUGCAUUCACUUGUUGGCGAACACACAUCAAUUUUUUUUGUGGUUUAGAACUUGUUUUAGGUGAUCAUGAAAUCAUCCAGUUUCUCUACGAACUUCAAAAGAGCGAUUUCUAUAGGAUUGGAAGCGGCUUAUUGUUUCUCUCAUGUAAUCUCUCUUACUUUUCUGUCCUGAUCAGAAUGAUGUAGCAGCGGAUCACCACGUUAUCAAAGUAAAAAUGAGUGGGUCAGUGGACGAGCUUCGUAUGUACUCAACAUUUUCUGAUUAAUUGAGAGCUAGAGGCCACGAUGCUUUACGUGAGGGACAACUUUGAAUUUUUUCUGAAGGACGGAAGCCUGGGAGAAAGAGCGCUAAUACCACAAAGGUCUCUGAGGUGUUUGAGCUGACAAGAAAAUGAAACGCAUGCGGAAGGCCAAUCGAUAUGUACAUUCAUGAAAUUCUCAUGAUUAGUUUCUCUGUAGUACGAUAACUGCACUUUUCUUGCUGGCUACCUUGCGUACUCGACUCUACAUGAAAGUGGUACUAUGUUAGAUUGUAGAGAUUCUUGGACUGACGAUCUCAUAAGUGCGCUAGAGUUUGUUAUGAAUGUAAGCGGUGAAAUGCCGCCACAUUCUUGUGACUAGAUUUUUUAAGCCGCAAGUCAAGAAUAUGCGAUCUUUAUCAAUUAAGCAAGCAAAGCAUAUGCCAGAGUACCGAGCGAUUUCCGAGAGGCAUGACAAUGCAGGAUUUGUUUUAAAAAAGAGCGACGUCUUUGCUUUACAACCAAUGUGGUCGAGUCACAACAUUUGUCUAAAACGCAUCUAUGAAAUCCUUCUCAUAAGAUUUGAAUCCAUCAUAAUACGCGGGUGGAUCACGGAAAAGCACUUCUCAAUGACACAGUUUGUAAACAUGACGAGGACUUUUGCAUGGAUAUGGAUUCAAAUUUUUGACUCAUUGAAUAGUUAAGAUAUCAAGAUCACCAGGUUUCUUGGGUUUCAUUCGUUCUGUCCUGUAAGUUGAGCUUAUAUGGGGGCCGAUCUUAGCUGGCAGGUCAGUCGACCUGCUUUCCCGAUCAAUCAGAGGAGAAUUUCGUUCUCCUGCUGCAUGACUUUGGUGAUAUUUGUUGUCGAGGCGAGGUGAUAUGCAGGGAGAACUCUGUACGCAGCAAUGGUAAAAUUUGCAAAACAGUUGGAACUACAGUUGGUUCCAGAAUGGAGAGGAGCCUACUGCCAGUACAAACUUUUAAAGAAGAGUUUAAACAAAAUAAAACAGAACCCUUUGGAUAGCCUAGAUGGUCCUAAAUUGAGCUCUAAUUCUGAAAGCCCUCUGCAGCUUGGGCAGAGUUGUCGGAAGAGCUUUUGGUCUCAUAUUGAUCUUAUCCAGGUACAUGAUAGGAAGUCCGAUGGUGGGGAUCAUUAUGUUUACGAAACAGAGUUGCUAGGACCAAUCGCUCAUUCUGUAUACGAUCAAAUCUUUUUUAAAUGCCUAGAUGCACAGCUCAAUAAAGUAAACAACUUUUACGAACUGAAAGAGAACGAGUUCCUACAACGAGCUGCCAUUUUAGAUAAGCAGAUAUGCGCACUCUCUGGUGUGAAGAAGCUUCUGGAACAGGGCCGUAUUAGACAAUACGAGGAUGGUGCUAGCGGAAGGCAAUCUGAACUUGGGGACGCUUGGUCGAAUAUGGAAGCUGGCUUUUAUGAACAGAAUGACGAGCUGCUCGCGUCCAUUGCUAAGGCUACGCUUGAUGCAACUGGUUUGCCCAGCUUACCCUUGCGAAGAAGGACGAUUGAACAGGCGGAGUUCAGUACUUCUCUUGGGUCCUCUUCAAGUUCUUCGUCAAGGACGGAGGUCCCUAUUGGCAGUGUGUCUAGGAAUCCAGUGACAACAAACGUAAAUCAUGUGAAACUUAUCAUUCCACGUACAACUCCGGCAGCUACUAUUGCAGCACUUACACAGAUGCUCUGUGAUGACGUCUUCCGACAGUCUAAAAAGCCUUUAACAGUUUACAGAGAGCGACAAGAUUACACCGUAAGCGAGAAGAAGGUUCAAAGUGCGACGCUCAUGUUACGCGCGGCUUAUGUUGAGUUCUAUCGAGGGCUUGGUUUGCUGAAGAGCUACAGUUCAUUGAACGUCCUUGCAUUUGCUAAAAUCAUGAAGAAGUAUGACAAGGUGACUGGCUUGAGUGUCGCUGAAAAAUAUAUGCAGCAUGUUGAGCGUACUUAUUUUAACAGCUCUGACAAAGUGAUGGUACUUAUGGAUAAAGUUGAAGUUAUAUUUACGGAACAUUUUACAGAUGGCCAUCGACGACAGGCUACGGCAGCUCUGAGACCGUCACAACAACCAGCAUCCCAUCAUGUGACGUAUUUCCUUGGCUUUUUUACUGGAUGUUCCAUGGCUCUUAUGGCGGCAUUCGGGAUGCUUCUUCGUUUAGAUGGGGAUUACAACGACGAAGGCAGAGUUAGCUAUCUGCACACAAUAUUCCCUACUUUCAGCAUACUAGCGCUUGUCCUACUCCACAUGUAUAUGUAUGGUUGGAACAUAUUUUUAUGGAGGCGUGCCCGUAUCAAUUAUGCCUUCAUCUUCGAGUUUUCACCUGGUUCUGAGCUAAGGUACAGGGAAGUUCUUCUCGUGUGUACAGCGUUGACCACUUUACUGAUUGGAGCCAUGGUGAUUCACCUGAGUAUUCAUUCUACGCUCAUUCCAGGACAAGCAUCUCCUUAUAUUGAUCUCAUUCCUGUUGGUGUACUGCUGAUAUUUCUUGCGCUACUGUUCAAUCCUCUUAAUUUUUGUUACCGCUCUAGCCGGUUCUUCUUUUUGAACGUGAUGCUACACAUCGUCUGUGCACCCCUUUACAAGGUUGCCCUGGCCGAAUUUUUCGUUGCAGACCAGUUGACAAGUCAGGUGUCAACGUUGAGAAAUCUGGAGUUCGUACUAUGUUACUACUCUGGCGGAUAUUUUCUAAGUAGGGAUAGCAAUUCGUGCAAUAACAGCAAACGGUUUGAACAUUGGACAUAUGUCUUAGCAUUAUUACCUUAUUGGUGGCGAUUUUGGCAGUGUUUCAGGCGCUGGGCUGAGGAGAAUUAUGAAUCUAUCCAUAUGGCCAAUGCUGGGAAGUACUUGUCAGCCAUGGCUGCAGUGGCGUUGAAAAUAACUUACUCCAAGAACUCUGGGACAGGAUGGCUUACCAUGUUCUUCAUUGCCUCCACAAUUGCAACAGUUUAUCAAGUGUAUUGGGAUACAGUAGUUGAUUGGGGCCUGCUUCGUCGAGACUCGAAGAACAAGUGGUUGAGGGAUGAGCUCCUUCUAGAGCGCAAGUGGAUGUACUUUGCAUCUAUGGUACUCAACAUUUUGCUGAGGCUGGCUUGGAUACAGUCAAUGACACAUCUGACAUUUGGAUCGCUAGACAGCUGCGUCAUGGACUUCAUAUUUGCUGCCCUCGAGAUCUUUCGUCGCGGUCACUGGAAUUUUUACAGGUUAGAAAACGAACAUCUAAACAAUGUGGGUAAAUAUCGAGCCACCAAGCAAGUACCGUUACCUUUUGAGGAUACCACCCCAAAAAUGUAGCAGAUUAAAUCUUCCUAAAUAUCAAAUCGGGGGUUGAAUAAAUCUGCCUCAGGCUUUACAAAUAACCUUAGCUGCCAAUACCUAGCAAUUUGUUUAGCUUUUGGCCUACAUGAGACACAGAUGCCAACAUCAUCAGACAUGAAUUUAUCUCCAUAGCUACACCCUUAGUGGGAUAUGCACAAAGCCGCAAUCGCUUUAUUCCGGACGUCUGGUCUUCACCAUUAUCAGCAACAUUGCCUGAGCACCAUUGUGCACAGACGAUGUUCCCAAAUUUUGUGUAACGUGCACCAAGUUUAUAUCAGAGUUUAUGAAAAGCCUAUCGAGGCCUUGACCUUGAGUGUUCA
Molecule: messenger RNA, 4384 nt
Organism: Physcomitrium patens
Lineage: Eukaryota; Viridiplantae; Streptophyta; Bryopsida; Funariales; Funariaceae
Product: phosphate transporter PHO1
Biological process (GO): cellular response to phosphate starvation; phosphate ion transport
Cellular component (GO): plasma membrane; trans-Golgi network; cytoplasm
Molecular function (GO): phosphate transmembrane transporter activity; inositol hexakisphosphate binding
Source: RefSeq, a predicted model, not a curated record